AUGGAGCCAAGGAGGAACGAGCGGCGUUGGUUCCUGCCGUGGCUGCUUUGGGUCUCCGCGCUUCUCUCCGCUGCCGUCCGGACCCGCGCGGAGACAGGGUCUGGUGACAUCCUGAAUGACACUCUGGAGGAAGUCCGUACUAUGAACCGGGUCCCCAUUACAGACCCUGGCUCGGGGGAUGGGGCCUUCCUUCAUGUCACUGGAGAGAGUCCACACACUGUAGAAGAUUUGGCAACAACAGUAGCUGCCAGAGAAGCCAAUGUGACCAUCAGCACUGCCUGGGAAGCCGAAGUGACCGUCAGCACUGCAGGGGAAGCUAACGUGACCGUCAGCACUGCAGGGGAAGCCGAGGAGGGCAGGGUGCCCACCGGGGACCCUACCCUCUCCAUGCCCACCAUGGAACCUGGGGAAGGGGCCACCCCAAGCCCAGAGACUGAAGAAGGCUCGGCAGAGAUAUCAGGAGAGGAGGCCGAGAUGCCCACCAGCACUGACAGGGACGCACAGGCCAGCACAGUGCUCACUGGGGAACCGGCCCUCUUCAUGUCCACGCAGGAGCCUGAGGAAGGGGUCAGUCUGGACCCGGUCAGUGAAGGGAGUUUGACAACAACAGCAGAAAUGCCCCUUAGCACCUGCGAGGGUGAGGAAGAGGAAGAAGCCAGCAAGGUUCCCACUGGUGGCCCCCCCCCUGGCACACUCACAGCAGCCCCUGAGCAAGCGGUCACGUUUGGUCCUAGUGAAGAUGACUUGGCAGCAGCCACCACGGAGGAGCUCCUGUCCGGGGCUGGGCCGGAGGAGCCGGGCAGCGUUCCUCCCGAGGGGCCCCCGCUGCCCAUACCCACGGUCACUCCUGCCACAGCGGUCCCUCCGGUCACGUCGUCGAUGGGAGCAGAGGCGGAGGGCUCUGGCCUGGGCUGGGACCCAGAAGUCAGCUCAGGCUCUGGUGACCUGGGGCCCAAUGAGGAGCUGCUAAGAGGUCCCCCGGGCCCCCCGGGCCCACCUGGCUUACCCGGGACUCCAGGGAAACCGGGAACGGAUGUGUUCAUGGGCCCCCCUGGAUCUCCUGGAGAGGACGGAGCUGCUGGUGAACCUGGGCCCCGGGGCCCCAGGGGACAGCCUGGACUUGACGGAGCCUCUGGCCGCCCCGGGACAAAAGGGGAGAAGGGAGCAAGAGGGCCUAAUGGCUCAGUCGGUGAAAAGGGUGACCCCGGCAACAGAGGCUCACCAGGACCCCCAGGGAAAAAUGGACAAGUUGGCAUCAUGGGACCCCCAGGGCCUCCUGGACCCCCAGGGCCCCCAGGCCCCGAGUGUACAAUGGAACCUGAAUUUGAGUAUAUCGAAGGCUCUGGAAACAUCAGGCCACGGCAGGAACCCAGAAUCUCAGGACCAAAUGGUCUCAAAGGAGAAAAAGGAGACCCGGGAAUCAAGGGUGAAAGAGGGAUGGAUGGAGCCAGCAUUGUGGGACCUCCUGGGCCCAGGGGACCACCAGGGCGCGUCGAGGUCUUGCCUAGUUCUCUGUUCAACAUGACCCAUGGAUCCAUGAACCUCUCCGACAUUCCCGAGCUCGCUGGGCCUCCGGGCCCUAGAGGACCAAAAGGAGACACCGGUGUGCCUGGAUUUCCAGGACUCAAAGGAGAACAGGGCGAGAAGGGAGAGGCAGGUGCCAUCCUGACGGGAGACGUUCCUCUGGAAAGGCUGAGAGGGGAAAAGGGUGAACCUGGAGCACACGGAGCCCCAGGACCAAUGGGGCCCAAAGGACCGCCAGGACACAAAGGAGAAUUUGGCCUCCCCGGACGACCUGGUCGCCCAGGACUGAAUGGCUUCAAGGGUGCCAAAGGAGACCGCGGGGUCAUGAUGCUGGGCCCACCUGGCUUACCUGGCCCUCCAGGCCCUCCUGGACCGCCGGGAGCAGUGAUUAACAUCAAAGGAGCUGUCUUCCCCAUACCAACCCGGCCACACUGCAAGAUGCCAGUUGGUGCCGCUCAUCCUGGGAAUUCAGAACUCAUCACCUUUCACGGAGUUAAAGGAGAAAAAGGAACCUGGGGUCUUCCCGGCUCCAAAGGAGAAAAAGGCGACCAGGGCGCCCAGGGACCGCCAGGCCCUCCAAUGGAUCCGGCUUAUCUGAGACAUUUUAUAAACAGCAUGAAGGGGGAGAACGGAGACAGGGGGUUUAAAGGAGAAAAAGGAGACUCUAUCGGCGACUUCUCUGUGUCAGGACCUCCAGGCCGGCCAGGAAGUCCAGGCCAAGCUGGUCAGAAAGGGGAGGCUAUUGUUGGGCCCCAGGGACCUCCAGGUGUUCCUGGCCUCCCUGGGCCACCUGGCUAUGGAAGACCUGGUUCUCCUGGGCCACCGGGACCCCCAGGGCCACCAGGACCUCCAGCUAUCCUAGGGGCAGCCGUGGCCCUGCCAGGCCCGCCUGGUCCUCCAGGACAGCCAGGGCUUCCCGGAUCCAGAAACUUGGUUACAGCCCUGAGCAGCAUGGCUGACAUGCUGCAGUAUGCACACCUGGUGACAGAAGGGACGUUCAUCUACCUGAGGGACAGCACCGAGUUUUUCAUUCGUGUCAGAGAUGGUUGGAAAAAAUUACAGCUGGGAGAACUGAUCCCCAUUCCUGCAGACAGCCUUCCACCCCCUGCGCUCUCCAGCAACAACCCUCAUCCGCUUCGACCUCCACUGAUGCCUGUUUCAAGUGUCAAUUAUGGGAAGCCUGAACUGCAUUUGAUUGCUCUGAACAUGCCAUUUUCUGGGGACAUUCGAGCUGAUUUCCAGUGCUUCCAGCAGGCCAGGGAUGCAGGACUGUUGUCCACCUACCGAGCAUUCUUAUCCACCCAUCUGCAAGAUCUCUCCACAAUUGUGAGGAAAGCAGAGCGAUAUAACCUACCAAUAGUAAAUCUCAAGGGCCAAGUACUUUUCAAUAAUUGGGACUCAAUUUUUUCUGGCCAUGGAGGUCAGUUCAGUACACAUGUUCCAAUAUACUCCUUUGAUGGCCGAGACGUGAUGACAGAUCCUUCUUGGCCACAGAAGGUUGUUUGGCAUGGCUCCAACCCCCACGGAGUGCGUCUCGAGGAUCAGUACUGUGAAGCAUGGCGGACCGCCAGCACGGCAGUCACGGGAUUGGCCUCCCCGCUGAGCACGGGGAAGAUUCUGGACCAGAAAGCAUAUAGCUGCUCGAGUAGGCUAAUUGUUCUCUGUAUCGAAAACAGUUUCUUGACCGACGCUAGGAAGUAA
Messenger RNA from Pipistrellus nathusii (Nathusius's pipistrelle), 3225 nucleotides. NCBI's taxonomy places the organism in Eukaryota, Metazoa, Chordata, Mammalia, Chiroptera, Vespertilionidae. The record is from the annotation of a GenBank genome assembly.